Molecule: messenger RNA, 942 nt
Organism: Lachnellula hyalina
Lineage: Eukaryota; Fungi; Ascomycota; Leotiomycetes; Helotiales; Lachnaceae
Product: putative inositol oxygenase
Exons: 2
Coding region: 1-942 (313 amino acids)
Biological process (GO): inositol catabolic process
Cellular component (GO): cytoplasm
Molecular function (GO): inositol oxygenase activity; iron ion binding
Source: RefSeq, a predicted model, not a curated record
AUGGCACCUUCAGCCAUUGACCCCAUUUCCACCAUCUCCUCCCACAAUGGCACUGGCAAAGCCCUCGAGGAAAUGUCCGACAAGAUUGACGCCAUCAACGUUCUCAAGGAUGAGUUAAGGAAGAAGUCCGAAUUCGACGCCGACAAAGUUAAGGCCAAGUUCCGCCAGUACGACCAAGCCGACGAGACCGUCGUCGGUCUCUACCGAACCCAACACGAGAACCAGACCGUCGCCUACAACCUAUGGGCCCGCAAUGACUUCAAGUCGAAAGUACGCGCCAAGAUGAGCAUCUGGGAGGCCAUGGAGAGACUCAACAAAUUCGUAGACGAUUCCGACCCGGACACUUCGCUCUCUCAAAUCCAGCACCUGUUACAAUCCGCCGAAGCCAUGCGUCGGGACGGCAAGCCGCGAUGGAUGCAAGUCACGGGUCUGAUCCACGAUCUCGGAAAGCUGAUAUGUGCAUUCCGCGACAGUCAGGCACAGUGGGAUGUGGUUGGUGAUACGUUCCCUGUAGGGUGUGCGUGGAGUCCUGGGAUCAUCUACAGCGAGAAGCCGUAUGAUACCUUUGAGAAAAACCCCGAUACCAAAGACCCCAUCUACAGCACCAAGUACGGCAUCUACUCGCCUGGCUGCGGCAUCGACAACAUAAUGCUGUCGUGGGGACACGAUGAGUAUCUGUAUCAUGUUGUCAAAGACCAGUCGACGUUGCCUGCUGAAGCCCUGGCUAUGAUCCGGUACCACUCCUUUUACCCGUGGCACAAGGAGGGUGCGUACAAGUACUUCAUGACGCCUCAUGACGAGAAGAUGUUGGAAGCGGUUCAGGCUUUCAAUCCUUAUGAUCUUUAUAGCAAGGAUGAUGGUGUGCCAGAUGUCGAGACGCUCAAGCCAUAUUACAUGGAGCUCAUCGAUGAGUUUUUCCCAAAGAAGGUCCUCGACUGGUAG